AUGGCCCUGACUUGUCCCUCCCCCCCCCCCCCCCCCGCGAUUGCUCCUUCCAGCCCAGGUAGGAUGAACAUUGGAACGAUUGACCUCUACUUGAACAAGUUAGGAGCCAGCCCCAAAAUGGCGUACCAGGACGAAGAGCGUGAGAACGAAGCUUGGAGCGUCUACCUGGAGAGGAAGAACAUGGUGCUGGAGUUCCUCCACGCGGACCUGAGCCAGCACCUCCUCCGACGGCACCACAAACGGAUCGAACUCCUCAAGAAGUGCUCCUACUACCUCGAAAUCCUGCCCAAGCACCUGGCCCUGGGGGAUCAGAACCACCUCAUGCUUCCCACCACCAUGUUCCAACUCAUUGAUCCUUGGCGCUUCCAAGGUGAAAAAGUGGGCACCAUCCAGACUAAGAUUCAGCUGCUGCUCCUGUCUGACCUGCUCGGAGAAUUAGAGAGAGGUCGGGAGGAGCUCGUCCACCUUCUGGAGACAAACGACAUGAUGACUUUCCUUUCCAGGUGGGACGCGGUCAAGCAGAAGCUGUCCACACUUUCGGAACAGAUGGAUUACUUCCUGGCCAUGCUGGUCCCCGGACGGUUGUACAUCAAACACCGGCUGGUCUCCGACGUUGGGAUCACCAAAAUCCCACACAUCAGGCUAAUCCUCACUACCAAGAUGCUGAUGUUUGACCGGAGGGAAUCGGUGGCCCACGAGGACUGGGUCAGCCUCAAAUGGUUGGUCACGAGUCAGCAGUCCCAGCUAGACCAGUUUGAACUCCAGUUCCGGCUGUUGGAGCCCAGAACUCCUCAAGAGCGAGUCCAGUGUGGAAUUAUGCCGGUCACCUCCAACACGUGUGAAAUCCACAACCUCUUGUCUGACCGACUGUAUAGGUUCACCGUCCGAAGAGCCGAAACGUACAUGCUUGUUUACGAACAGUGGCGUGAUUCCAUUACUGCUUAGACUAAACUGUAUCUUGCCGAAAACGUGGGAGAGGCCACCUCACAACCCUGA
Messenger RNA from Thamnophis elegans (Western terrestrial garter snake), 996 nucleotides. It is a transcript of the gene FNDC11, whose product is annotated as fibronectin type III domain containing 11. Lineage: Eukaryota; Metazoa; Chordata; Lepidosauria; Squamata; Natricidae. The record is from RefSeq and is a predicted model, not a curated record. Gene Ontology annotation, molecular function: protein binding.